UUACUAUUCAAAAUGCAAUAGUGUGGCGGUUGUAUUUCAACUUAGGAUGAAAACGAAAAUCUCUCAUCUGGUUUGAGCUUGUAUAAUUUAAGCUAAUAUUGAUAUUAGUGAUUAGGAGGAAUGUGAAAAUAAAAUAACAAUUGAAAGUAAGAGCAAAAAUAAAAACUCAUAUAUUGUUAAAUUAAAGACAGAAGUAUUUAGAAAUAAUAAUAAUUUAAGAUUUGUAAAUAUUGGGCAAUAGAAGGUUAUUGUCCAUAUGGAUAAUAGGUACAUAAAAUAAAUAUAUUAAAUAGUGCGGAUUUGCUCAUGGGAAACAUGAAAUGAGAUAAAAAACACAUGUGCCUCCUAAUUACAAAACUCAAGUUUGUAAAAACUAUAAUAAAUUAGGGUAUAGAUUGUGUAAAUUAUUAGAUAUUGUUGUUAUGGAGAAAGAUGCUAAUUUAAACAUCCUGAAAAAAAAGGAAAUAAACUUCCUUGUCUUACUUACUAAAAUAUUUUAAAUAACAUAGGGAAUAUAUUUUUUAAACAAAAGUAUUAGAAUUCUUCUAUAUUCCUAGAUUGAUUAAAGAUUAAAAACGAAGUAAAGGUUUGCCUUAUAAAAUUUGA
Molecule: messenger RNA, 606 nt
Organism: Paramecium sonneborni
Lineage: Eukaryota; Ciliophora; Oligohymenophorea; Peniculida; Parameciidae
Source: the annotation of a GenBank genome assembly